Molecule: messenger RNA, 1533 nt
Organism: Aspergillus calidoustus
Lineage: Eukaryota; Fungi; Ascomycota; Eurotiomycetes; Eurotiales; Aspergillaceae
Source: the annotation of a GenBank genome assembly
AUGGCGCACGUAUACCAUGAGCAACAGAGCGCUACGGGGACCAUUGAACUGCGUGAGCCAGCAACUGGUACAAUGGAUCACGAUCAUCUUGUCUCCCCGUCUAGGUGGUCACUCGUACCCCAGGACCAGUCACGGAUCAAGGCUGUGAGCGACUCGUGUCUAAGCGCAGCCAGGGGAAAUUGGUUUGUCUUUUGGAACAGACACCGCGACACGCUCGCCUCCGUGUCAACGAUCAUGGAGGAGCCUCUCAUAAGAUCCAGUUCUUGUGGUGAGUGUCCAAGGUACGGGGCUUCGUCCCCAAGGCGACAUCUAUCAUUCGCGGAUCAGUACGGCCAGUGUCUAGAGAUCCUGCACUACGGCUUCAACACCACAGUGCGUCUUCACCAGCAAAGAGACUACGAAGGCAGCUCGCACAAUGGCCAGCUUUUUGCUGUCAAGGUCUUUAGAAGGAAUAUCUGGGGCAUGAGAAGCUUCGCAGGCAAAACCAGUCCCAGUUUCUCAGCUGCUGUGAUUGCUGCUCUCCAAUCACACCACCCGAACAUUAUCCGGAUAACGAAUCUACUGUUCAACAAGCAGUCGCAGCUGUGUCUCGUCACUCCCUACUGCGGAGGCGGGAACCUCCACGAGCUCCUCAUGAGCAAAAGACCCGCCCUCCUCCCCGCCACUGAAGUCGACUGCCUGAUGGUUCAGAUUCUGCGGGCGCUCGCUUUUAUCCAUGAGCAGAACAUGGCUCAUGGCGAUAUGCGGCUCGAGGCCGUUCUAUUGACCGAGAAUGGCGCCGUCAAACUAGCUGGAUUUGGCGAUGAAUAUGUACAUCGGAUAUGGGCUAGAUGUAUCGCCGCGUCAACCAUGUCUGAGUCGGAGUCCGAGUCUGACGCCGAGUCGGAAGGCGAUGAACAAGAGGAAGAAGCACAAGACUACUAUCACCACUCUUCCUCACUCCCUCCAGCAUCAGCAUGGUCCUUCUCCUCCAUUCUCCCAACCUUCAAUCGGCCUCGGCCCUCUCCACUCCGCGCCACCCACCCUAAAAUCAUCACACCCACAGCCUCAUUCCCGGGCAUCCGGCUACCGUAUAUGGCGCCCGAGGAAUUCCGCUGCGCCCUCCACCGCUGGUACCACGAUGCCGUGGUCGAGCUGCCCGGGGCAGCGGAAGCGGCGGCACCAGCGAACAGGAAAUCGGAUAUCGCCAGCAGAGUUGAAGACACACGCCCAGCAGAUCUCUGGGCUACGGGUGUGAUCUAUUUUACUCUUCUCACGGGCCGUCUGCCCUGGGUCAGCGCGCGCCGCGCACCUCAAGAUCCGAAAUACGCCGCCUACCUGCGCUGUCGUGCGGGUGGAGAUGCAGGUGGUAAUAAUGCUCGUGGCGAUGACGAUGGGUAUGCGCCAAUCGAGGCGCUUGGAGAGAGACGACGCAAAGCCGUCUAUGCGUUGUUAGAGCCUGUCCCAGAGAAACGAAUCACGGCAGUGGGUAUGCUACAGUCGCAAUGGCGAGAGAAUGUCGUUCUCUGUGAGGCUGGUGAGAGGGGGUUAUGA